Pelagomonas calceolata is the source of this 2935-nucleotide messenger RNA. NCBI's taxonomy places the organism in Eukaryota, Pelagophyceae, Pelagomonadales, Pelagomonadaceae. The record is from the annotation of a GenBank genome assembly.
UCUCGUCCCGUGGUCGCGCGACGCUUCUGAAAAUGGGCAACGCUUCGUGAUAUGCUAGGAGGAGUACCCACAGAGCUUUGCGCCAACCGUAGCACGCCGUAACCCCUCCAAAAGCGCUUGCACAGCUUGGCUGGCUUGCUAGUGUCUUACAUGCCGCUAGCUGUUUAUGCUAGACCGCGACGCGGGCACGGUCCAUUUGCGCCAAUACGCGCCAUAUACGCAGGCUGCAGGCACGAAGAGGCGCCGUACAGCAGCACUUUUGAAUCUGCGCCGGCCCAGCGCUUCCAGAGGCCCGACGUUGCUCCGCAGCGGCCACAGCGGCAAGCGGCUGUCAGACGCGGCGCCAUGGCCGAUGAAGCGGCAUUCACGGGCUUCGUUACAGCCGGCAGCAAGAAGGCCGUGAGGCCGUCCGCCGCGCCGUUCGACCCCUUCGCGGACGACGCCGCGCCGGCACCGAAGCCAACAGGCGGCGCAUUGUUCCAGACGGCCGGCGCGCGGCGGCCCGUGCGGCCCAAAGCGGCGCCCGCGGCGACCGCUCGGAAGGCCCCGAAAGCGGCGUUCGACCCCUUCGCCGACGACGACGCGCCGGCGGCCCCCUCGACAAAAACGCCGAGGCCCGGGCGGCGGCCCGCGUACCGGACGCCCGCGACGGCGUCGACGCGCGGCGUGCCGACGCCCCGGUCCUUCGACCCCUUCGCCGGCGACGACGGGCCGCCCGCCACGGCCACGGCGCGGCCGGCCGCGCCGCGGCCGACGACCAUCCAGAAGCCGAAGAAAAAAUUCCAGAUCCCGCGGACGACGCCCAAGGCCGUCGCCGCGCCGAUCCUCCGGCCGCACGUCUUCCUCGAGGACGCACCGGCGACGCAGCCGGCACGACCACCGCCGCCCGCGCGGCCGGCGCCGCGCGGGCCGCCGCGGCCGGCGCCGCGGCCGAGCUCGCUCGACGCGGCGCUGGCUGACUUUGACAUCGAGGCGGCGACGCGGCCCCGGCCCGGCCGCGUGACGCCGGCGGCGCCGGCGCCCGCGGCAGCGCGGCCGCCGGCGCCGCGCGCGCCGGCGCCGGCGCCGGCCGCCGACGCGGCGGCCGCGGCCGCGGCCGCCAAGAUCGCCCGCCUCGAGGCCGAGAACGCGCGGCUCAAGGCGGCGGCGGCGGCGGCGCCACCGGCGCCGCCCGCGCGGCCGCCGCCGCCGGUGCCCGCGCCCGCGCCGGCGUCGACGGCGCAAGCGCCCGCGCGGCCGCCACCGGCGCCGAUGGAGGCCGAGGCCGCCGCCGCUCCGACGCCUGCCGCGCCAGCGCCCGCGGCGUCGACGGGCAUCGACUACAGCCGCUUCGACGGCAUCGGCGACGACGACGACGACGACGACGAGCCGCCGGAGAUUAUCCAUAGGCCCAUCCUGCCGGACAACGAACCUCAGCCAAAACCGCCGCCCGUCCCCUUCGACCUCUCCACCCAAAACGUGCCCGCGCUCGCGAAGAUCUGCGAGCGCGUCGGGGGCAAGCCCGUCGACGAGGCCAAACUGGCCCGCGAACUGGAGAGGCACGCCGCCUUGUGGGCCCGCGACGACGCGCCCGACCAACAUAAAAUCCCGACGUGGACGCGGCCCUGCUCGGCCCAGCCCGAGGCGGGGUUGAUAGCGCGGAUCCGCAAGGACCCCGGCGGCGUGGUCGCGCCCGUGCUUAAAGUGAGGAAGAAGGAGGUGCGGAGCACGCCGCUCGGGCCGCGCGUGCGCUUGGAGCUCGGCGACGGUGGUAAUGACGCCAUGGCCGCGCACUGCAAGGGCGAUUUGACGGAGAAGUUGCGGUGCUGCCGGCCCAAUGCUUUAUUACGGCUCGUGCAGUGGUUGGUCAAUGAUAUCAAUGGCACAAAAGUUAUUAUUGUCUUACAGUUCGACUACGUGUUGCAAAGUGUCGAGGACCCGUCCAAGUUCGUGGCCGUGCCGCCGCCGGAACGUACUGUUCAACCCGAGGACGAGGUGAAGGCGCGCGUCGAGGCCAAUAGGGCCGCCGCGCUGGCGAUUCGCGACGCGAAGCGGCGGCGCCAGGAGGCGCCGCCUCCGGCCACGGAGGAAGCGCCGCUCGGUAUAUUUAGGUCGUCGGAGGAGGCCAAGGUCGUCGACGCGGCUUUAGGUGCCGCGCUCGGCGCCGCGUGCCUCUCGCACGUCUACGGCCCCGCUGGUUCUGGGAAGUCUUGGUUGUGCGCUACCUUAGCGGCGCGCGCCUUGUUACGACGAAAGCGGGAGGCCGUGGUCUACCUCUGCGCCACGGCGGCGCGAUCCCGGCACACGGCCACCCAUAUUUGUAACAUCGCCGUGACGCUCGGCGUCGACAAGGACGACGCCGCGGGACGAACUGUCGUCGCCAGCUUCCUCAACUCGGAGCAGAUGGCCCUGGCAUUGGACAACGACGCCCAGUGGCUCGCGCGGAAGCGGGGCGUGAGCCUGGUCGUCGUCGACAGCGCGGCGGCCGUGUGCAAGGAUUUGCCGCGGCACGACCGCAACGCGGCCCUGCGGCGCAUCCUGGCGGCAGCGAAGGAGCUCGCGCGCGCCCUGAACGUGGCCGUGGUCCUGGUGAACGAAAUUUCCCACGACUUUAGUGAUGGCGCGCGGCAGGGCGCGUACCGCCCGGCAAUGGAACAAUUGUACGCGUUCUGCGGGCGGACCUUCCGCGUGGCGCAGCACGUCCAGGGCCGGCGGUCCGUGGCGCUCAUGGGGUCGUCGCCGUCCGAGGAGAUGCGGGCGCCGCUGGCGAUCACGAGUACGGGCGUCGCGGACGCGGGGGACCUCGCCGACGACAACUCGGAUCGGGGCUUCGACGACGACUCGGGGGACGACGACGACGCGAUGCGGGACUCGGACUAAGACCCAAGUGUUCUGUAGUUCAGAGAAACGAGCGAUUUAAAUCAUCAUGGGAGAACUACUACAGCAGGAACGCGCC